Coregonus sp. 'balchen' is the source of this 9640-nucleotide messenger RNA. The record is from the annotation of a GenBank genome assembly. NCBI's taxonomy places the organism in Eukaryota, Metazoa, Chordata, Actinopteri, Salmoniformes, Salmonidae.
UUCUGGUAUUCAUUUAGCUAGCAGAGUGUGCAACGUUAGACAACGUUGAAUCCGACACUGUUGAUGAUUUAAACGUCGGUUUCUGCUUAUUUAGGCGAACACGAGAGGGAAUAAGCAGUAAGCAUGUAUGACCAAGAUGAAGGUAUUUCAGCUAUUGGUGUCUACUGUGGUUUUUUACAUAAUAUAGCUCGCUAGCUUGCUCCUCGCUAGCUAGCUAAGUUAGCAUAUAGGCUAUAUGGCGCCAGAAGCAUCAACAAGAAGACAUAGUUAGCAAGCCUGCUAGCGCUAUGUAGGUUGACUAGUUUGUUACAUACCAAAGAUGGUUUCACCAGACUAAACACCCAACGUUAGCUAGCCAUAGCACACUUUCAACUAGGCCUAUCUAAAUGAGCAUCACAUCAUGCCAUUAUGUUGCAAAAACAAAGCUGUCUUUGAGAUCUGCAGAGCUACAAUACCCUUAUUUGUUUGUAUCAGUUGUUCUUCUGUAGAAAACUCCAUGAACUAGAUCCGGGGCCUAGGCUAACAUUAAAUCACUGCGUCUGCAUUGACUUUGUUGAUGUAUUUUCUGUGAUCUCUUGCAGAUAUCCAAUACGACGAGGAUGAGGAUGAAAUCACCCCCGAUUUAUGGCAGGAAGCUUGCUGGAUUGUUAUCAGGUAAAAUUAUGCUCUCCCUACCUAUCUUUCCUCUUUUGAUCAUCAUGUAGCAUACACUAUGCAGCUUGCUUAUGUUCAAAUAACACUAUUCUCGCUGAUGCACCCUACAGUUCCUACUUUGAUGAGAAGGGUCUGGUACGACAGCAGCUGGACUCCUUUGACGAGUUCAUCCAGAUGUCCGUGCAGAGGAUUGUGGAGGAUGCUCCGCCCAUUGACCUGCAGGCUGAGGCCCAGCACACCUCUGGAGAGGUGGAGGACCCGGUGAGUGACAGACAGGCACUUUCAGAAAUGCUGCUCCAUGUAGGGCCUCUCUCUAAAGGCGCUCACUCAUGGCCUGUAACUAAUGAGCCCUUUCCUUUGCCCUACAGCCACGCUACCUGCUAAAGUUUGAACAGAUCUACCUUUCCAAACCCACUCACUGGGAAAGAGAUGGAGCACCCUCCCCUAUGAUGCCCAACGAAGCCAGACUCCGGAACCUCACGUAAGUUGGCCCAUUUGGAGUCAUAAUUUUAUCACAAUAUAUCUCCCGCGCACCUCAUAUGCAACCUUCAGUGCUGCCAGUGCCAACCAGGCUCACAUCUGUAUUGUACAGGUACUCUGCUCCGCUGUAUGUGGACAUCACCAAGACCAUCAUCAAGGAGGGUGAGGACCAGCUGCAGACCCAGCACCAGAAGACCUUCAUCGGCAAGAUCCCUAUCAUGCUGCGCUCCACCUACUGCCUGCUCAGUGGCCUAACGGACCGUGAUCUCUGUGAGCUCAACGAGUGCCCGCUAGAUCCUGGGGGCUACUUCAUCAUCAACGGCUCUGAGAAGGUAGAAGAAGAAAGAGAGAUUGGGGGUGGAGGGUGGGAUUUAUGUCUGGCCUUGUGUGUUUGGGUACCCUUGUUUCUUCAAUACUUUUCACGAAGCACCUGAGAAACACACGCUUUUGCUUGAAGAGGAUGUUUUUAUUGGGGUACCCUUGUUUCUUCAAUACUUUUCACGAAGCACCUGAGAAACACACGCUUUUGCUUGAAGAGGAUGUUUUAUUGAUAACAAUUGUUGUGUUUGGUGUGCAGGUCCUGAUUGCCCAAGAAAAGAUGGCGACGAACACAGUGUAUGUCUUUGCCAAGAAGGACUCAAAGUACGCGUACACAGGGGAGUGCCGCUCCUGCCUGGAGAACUCCUCGCGCCCCACCAGCUCCAUCUGGGUCAGCAUGAUGGCCAGGGGAGGACAGGUGAGAAACAAACAACCUUGAACACCAAAAUAUACCUUGUCUGAAUUUGCUGGCAACGUUGCCGUUAGGUUCUCUUUCCUCUGCUACUGCACCCAAAUGUUGACUCUCUUUGUUUCUUUUUCUCCCAGGGGGUUAAGAAAAGUGCCAUUGGUCAGAGGAUCGUGUCCACUCUGCCCUACAUCAGACAGGAGGUGCCCAUCAUCAUAGUGUUCCGAGCCUUGGGCUUUGUGUCCGACAGAGACAUCCUGGAGCACAUAAUCUACGACUUUGACGACCCUGAGAUGAUGGAGAUGGUAAAAGUUCUACAUUGUAACUGACACAUGAAACAUAUUCCUUCUCUCUCUCUCUCUCUCUCUCUCUCUCACCGCCCAACCAUCCAUCCACACCUCUGAUGUGCUGUGCUCCACCAGGUCAAGCCCUCCCUGGACGAGGCCUUUGUGAUCCAGGAGCAGAACGUGGCCCUGAACUUCAUCGGCUCUCGUGGUGCUAAGCCCGGUGUCACCAAAGAGAGGAGGAUCAAGUACGCCAAGGAGGUGCUGCAGAAGGAGGUGCUCCCCCACGUCGGAGUCAGUGACUUCUGUGAGACCAAAAAGGCCUAUUUCUUAGGGUAUGUUUUUAUUAUGUUAUAUUAAUGUAAUAAUCAUAGAGAUCCUAUAAUUCACCAGGUUUCUGUUGGAGAUUCUAUAUGUAAUUAUAUGGUUAUGACAGCAUGAUCUUACUGAUUGCAUAAAGACCAAUAUGUUGUUGUUGUUGUGCUUGAUGUAUUAGCCUAACUCGGUGUGUAUAUCUGGGUCUGUUUGUAGGUACAUGGUCCACAGACUGCUAUUGGCUGCCCUGGGCAGAAGAGAGCUGGAUGACAGGGAUCACUACGGCAACAAAAGAUUGGACCUGGCUGGGCCUCUGUUGGCUUUCCUGUUCCGUGGGUAAGGCCUGAAGGAACACCUCUAUAAAACUAUAAAUUAUCUAUAAAGCUAUAAUUCACAGAUGUUGGGCUACUUUGUGUAAACCGCACUCCUAUCCAAACUGAUCAUUUGGUGAAUAUUAAUGAAGUCAAUGGGAUACCAAGCCUGGAACUUUAAUCAAGCUCUUUUUCAUUUAUGUUGACACGUUUAGAAUGUUCAAGAACCUGCUGAAAGAGAUCCGCAUAUACGCCCAGAAGUUCAUUGACAGAGGGAAAGACUUCAACCUGGAGUUGGCCAUCAAGACGCGCAUCAUCUCCGAUGGCCUGAAGUACUCUCUGGCCACGGGGAACUGGGGUGACGUCAAGAAGGCCCAUCAGGCCAGAGCUGGAGUGUCCCAGGUAACACAGUACAGAAGACACAUUGUACACAUAUCUAUAUAUUUUAGUCUCAGUUUGCCAUUAUGCUGCUACAAGAUGAUUGUUGUCAUUCCAAACCAGAACUUUUUGUGUUCUUUAUCUCGUUAGGUGUUGAACCGCUUGACCUUUGCCUCAACCCUCUCCCAUCUUCGACGGGUGAACUCCCCCAUCGGUCGAGAUGGCAAGCUAGCCAAGCCCAGGCAGCUUCACAACACACUGUGGGGCAUGGUGUGCCCUGCCGAGACCCCCGAGGUAUGUCCAAAACCAACCCAAAUUAUAUCUGUGUUCAUAUCAAGGGCUAUUGUUGUAUCAUGCCAUAUUUUAAGGUUGAGGUUACCCUCAAAGAAUUAAGCUCGCAGUCAAGGAAGGCUAGUCAUUGAUAUGCUAUUGUCCCCUCUUACUUUGUUCCUGUCUUUGUGCCUCCCACUGUCUAUCUGGUAUCUCCAGGGUCAUGCUGUAGGCCUGGUGAAGAACCUGGCCCUCAUGGCCUACAUCUCUGUGGGCUCCCAGCCCUCUCCCAUCCUGGAGUUCUUGGAGGAGUGGAGUAUGGAGAACCUGGAGGAGAUCUCACCGGCAGCCAUCGCAGAGUGAGUCCAGCAGAUGGCAGCACACUGCUCUUUAUCAGUCCAGAAAAUAUCUAAACAUUCUCAGUCUUUCAUGUCUGAGUGACUUGUAUAGUUUGUCAACCUAUCUUAUCUGUAUUUUAGCUGAAGUUUUUCUUCAUUAAUUCAACACUAACAGUGCCACAAAGAUCUUUGUGAAUGGCUGCUGGGUGGGUAUACACAAGGACCCAGAGCAGCUGAUGAACACACUGAGGAAACUGAGAAGGCAGAUGGACAUCAUUGUGUCUGAGGUAAGGGAUAUGAUUUUUCCGGGAAUUUCAGCUUUUCUGACAUUUUCAUUAUUUAUGAUAUUAUUAUUCAUUUAAAUUAACCUACAAACACACUAUCCCUUAUCCUGAUUUUCUGUGUUGUUCUGAUCAGUGUUUACCCCUGUUUCUAGGUGUCCAUGAUCAGAGACAUCCGAGAGAGGGAGAUCCGCAUCUACACAGACGCAGGGAGGAUCUGUCGUCCUCUGCUGAUCGUAGAGAAACAGAAGCUGCUGCUGAAGAGGAGACACAUUGACCAGCUGAAGGAGAGGGAGUACAACAACUACAGUUGGCAGGACCUGGUGGCCAGCGGCGUGGUGGAGUACAUCGACACCCUGGAGGAGGAGACUGUGAUGCUGGCCAUGACCCCUGACGACCUCCAGGAGAAGGGCGUGGCCUACUGUUCUACAUACAGCCACUGUGAGAUCCACCCCUCCAUGAUCCUGGGAGUCUGUGCCUCCAUCAUCCCCUUCCCCGAUCACAACCAGGUACGGCAAAAAAUAUUAACCUCCUAUAAUAUAUUUUCUUGUUGGUGUGAUUGAUUUAGGUGCAAUGGUAUUAUCUAUGACAAGACUAUAAAACAUUCUAAAUUAAGAUUUUUGAUCAGUCUUGGUAUACAGUAUCACACGAUUUCUCAAUUAUAUGCCCCUGUUUUAACUGUUAACCGAUUAAUACAAUUUCCCCCCAUCUUUUCCCCUCUGUAGUCUCCCAGAAACACGUACCAGUCUGCUAUGGGUAAACAAGCCAUGGGUGUGUACAUCACCAACUUCCAUGUGCGGAUGGACACCCUGGCCCAUGUGCUCUACUACCCCCAGAAACCCUUAGUCACCACCCGCUCUAUGGAGUACCUGCGUUUCAGAGAGCUUCCAGCAGGUGAGAACUGGAGCGCUGCAGAAUUAGCAGCCAAUAACACCCCUUAACUCUGACCUAAAGAUUUCUGCCAUAUUCUAGUUCUGGCUCGUUGAAAUCCUCCAUUUGUGCCUCGUUUAGGUAUCAAUUCUAUUGUAGCUAUUGCGGCGUACACUGGCUACAACCAGGAGGACUCUGUCAUCAUGAACCGCUCUGCGGUGGACCGUGGAUUCUUCAGGUAUGUGUUGUGAUUUGAAGACAGAAAUUUGCUGUGAAAAUGACUUAAGACGUUGGUGUAAUUCAUGUUUUUUUAUUUCAGGUCUGUGUUCUACCGCUCCUACAAAGAACAAGAGUCAAAGAAAGGUUUUGAUCAGGAGGAAGUCUUUGAAAAACCCACACGCGAAACAUGUUCGGGUACGUACUAGGCAUCUUUGGCAUCUACAAAUAUAUAAAGAAAAUCGGAGCCUACUAUUUCCAUAAUCUCAUACAUUUUCCAUCAGCAGCUUCCCUUAAAUUGCCAUUCAUACAAAGAUAAGUGUUCAUUGAACAACCCAAUGCCUCUGCCUUCCCCCAGGUAUGAGGCACGCCAUUUACGACAAGCUGGACGACGACGGCUUGAUAGCUCCCGGUGUGCGUGUCUCCGGCGAGGACGUGAUCAUCGGCAAGACAGUGACCCUGCCGGAGACCGACGACGAGCUGGACAGCACCAACCGCCGCUACACCAAGAGGGACUGCAGCACCUUCCUCCGCACCAGCGAGACGGGCAUCGUGGACCAAGUCAUGGUCACCCUCAACCAGGAGGGCUACAAGUUCUGCAAGAUCAGGGUGCGUCCUGAGUCCUCUAGCUUCCCCCAGGAGGCAUAUUGUGUCAAGUUGACAAUGCAGUAGUAGGCUGUAAAAAUGACAAACUAACGGUAACAAAUUACCCCUGUUGACAGCUCUACUUAUUUGUGAAGUUUAGAGUAGGCAGGAAGGUCAUCUGCACUAGGUGCAGGUUUGAAUUUGUCAUGAGUUGAGUUUUACGAGCAUGAUUGCUUCCAUAGAAGCAACAAGCCCGAGAUACCAAAUCAGAGUUGUUGACAGAUUGACUAAAUAAAACAUGAGCUCCACUGGUUGGAUAUUGCACCCUCUAACCUUGGGCCAUAAGGUUAUGAAGCCUCCUUACACUUUACACUCAUCGGCCUACUUGUGGCAUGAUUUAACUCGAACUCCAUUUGUUUCUUCUUCCAGGUUCGCUCUGUUCGUAUCCCCCAGAUUGGUGACAAGUUUGCCAGUCGACACGGGCAGAAGGGUACCUGUGGUAUUCAGUACAGACAGGAGGUAACGUAUUGGACACAUGCUGCUCAUGCAUAGUCUACAGGACUACUCACUCUUAAGUAGACUACACAGUAUGACAUUGAGCCAGGCAAUGUUUAUCAUGAUGUUUAUUCAAUGGCCUAGAAACAUUGUGUUUAGACUGAACCUAAACAUAAAUAAAGCCAAAGGCCUCUUCACAGGAAAUGCUAAGUAAACCACGUCCCAGUAUAUACUAUAAAACUGAUUUAGAUAGAACAUGGAAGUCUGUAGAAUGUGCCACAUUCCAGCAAGAGGUUAUGCCUUAGAAGAACUGGUUCAGAAAAUUGGAACCCUCACACAAGUUUUUGUAAGUGAACUAUGUCCAUUGUUCCGAUACUUUCCACAGGACAUGCCCUUCACUUGCGAGGGAAUUACCCCAGACAUCAUCAUCAACCCCCACGCCAUCCCCUCUCGUAUGACAGUCGGCCAUUUGAUCGAGUGCCUGCAGGGCAAGGUACUGUCACGUGUCUAAUGACUCCUCCCCCCACUUCAUUUGUACUUUUAUUACUCCUAUGUUGAGACCUCUGAAGAAUGUGACAGUAAACUAUUAAGGUAAACCAAUAAGAUUGUCUGUCAUCUAGAUAGGGUCUAUUACAAAGGUCAGUGAGUAUUAAUGUUUGUUAAAUUAAAAGCAAGCAGAGCGUUUAAGUUUUUAGACUUUCGUCAUGGAAAUCAAGUGUAGUGUAUGGAUGGGAGUUUUCACCCUCUCCUUUCACCAUGUAGGUUUCAGCCAACAAAGGAGAGAUUGGUGACGCCACGCCUUUCAACGAUGCGGUCAACGUGCAGAAAGUCUCCAACCUGCUGUCUGAAUACGGCUAUCACCUGAGAGGCAACGAGGUCAGGACAUCAGCCCCCUUUACCAUUCACAUCUACUUUCUAUAGUAGCUAUUUCAGACUGAGCAAUUUCACACUAGUCUGUCUAUAGAGUACAAUUAACUGGCCUCAUUUUUCCCUUCUAGGUGUUGUACAACGGUUUCACCGGCCGUAAGAUUACCUCUCAGAUCUUCCUCGGGCCCACAUACUACCAACGCCUGAAGCACAUGGUGGACGACAAGAUCCACUCUCGGGCCCGAGGCCCAGUCCAGAUCCUCAACAGACAGCCCAUGGAGGGCAGAUCACGGUAAGAACACUAAGAAUUAUUUAACGUAGGACUUUAUCCCUUUAUGGCACUACGUGAGUGUACUGGGUAUGCAUUCCUGGGAUCGUAUUUGUUAAGCAACUUUAAGUGGGAGCUGAACUAGGAUCAGUUAUGUCUUUUAGAUGACAAAUGCACAGGGGGAGAGGGACCUGAUCCUAGAUCAGCACCUCUAGAUCAGAUGGUUUAUGAAUACAGGCCUUGAUCUUGCCUACUUAAAUCUAGAAUCCUUACUUGAAACAAUAACAAAGCAGUCACCCAGCAUGUGUUUUGGUAAAAAGCUGAGGGAUGGCCCUGGAGAAAUGUAACCACUCUGAAAUUCAUAGACAGAGCUAUGGAUGCAAGGACUGACAUGAUAUCCAAAUUAUAGUUUUAACCAUGUUUUGAGGCUAUAAAGUGUUUGUUUACAUUUACUUUGUUUACAAAUAAUGCCGUAAAACAAGCUAAAAUUUUAGGUUCUGAUGGGGUACGACAGUUGAACUAAGCUCAUGAGGCAUUUAUAAGUUAUAUUCUUCAAGAAUCAAUGGCUAUGUAUCAUUAAAGUCCAAAACUUGAUGUAGCAACUGCAGAUUGCCGCUUUAACUAACCAUGCUCUCAUUUUGCACCCAGUGAUGGAGGUCUUCGUUUUGGGGAGAUGGAGCGUGAUUGUCAGAUAGCUCACGGCGCGGCUCAGUUCCUGCGUGAGAGGCUGUUCGAGGCAUCUGACCCCUACCAGGUCCACGUCUGCAACCUCUGUGGCCUAAUGGCCAUCGCCAACACCCGCACACACACCUACGAGUGCAGGGGCUGUCGCAACAAAACACAGGUGCGGAACAACACCACCACCAGUGUCCCGGCCUAUUCACAUGUUGUUUAUAUCCACUAUACCUUUAUUACUGUAACCAGAAUGUCAAUUCUGAAUUCUAACUACAGUAAUCCCUCGUUUAUCGCGGGGGUUACGUUCCGAAAAUGACCCGCGAUAAGUGAAAUCCGCGAAAUAGAAAACUUUUUUUUUUUACAAUUAGCAACUAUUACAUGUAUACAAAUACAGUGACUCACGUGUAGGCCGUUUCACUGCUCUUCAGACUGGGCCGCUGCAUCCUGACUGCGCUCUGCAGUGUUCUCUUCUUCUGAAGCCCGCGGUGCAGGUGUGUUUGUUCGGGAGAAGAACAUAGUGAUAGGCAGCUGUUGUCGCUCUUUUUUCUUCUUUGCAAAAAGAUCCUUGUACACCGACAUGCCACCAUCGAUUACGUUGGAGAACUGUAAUGAACGGCUCAUCAAAGGGUCCCAUUCCUCAGCUACUCGCUUAAGUUCAGUGGCCAUUCGCACCAUGGUUGCUAAGCGACCAAGCGUUAGUCCUUCCUCCUCAUCUCUCGUGUCCUCUUCUCCCUCUUCUCUUUCAUCGUCGCUUUGUGGCUUUGUCAUUUACCUUCCCUUAGCAUGUCCAGAAGUUUAACUUUAUCUGAGAUAGGUAGCAUCUUCCGCCGUUUGGGCCCAUCCGCAGGUGCUUUUGUCGGUCCAGGCCGUUUCGUCGACAUUAUGGGUUUAGGAGAUGUUCGAAAUUACAAGAUAAUUUGGCCAACUUAAUGUAAAUUUGCCAAGCUGUUUUAUGUACGUACACAUAACUGCACGAGACGACAAAAUGAUAGCACAAUUCGUAGCAUGUUUUGAUACAAGAAGCGGGAGUGAGUUUUUAGCGAAUCAGAAUGCAGAGCACAAUGCACCAAAAAAAAAAAAAUGCAUUAUGAAAAUCCGCGAAAUAGCGAAUCCGCGAUAAGUGAACCGCGAAGUGGCGAGGGAUCACUGUAUACUGUAUAGUGAAAUGUGUCCUAUAGACUUUUUAAAGUGUUCCAACAGGACUAUACAAAAGCUUUAGCCUUAGUUUUGUUGGAGAUUUAUCGAAUAAGAUGUUUGUACAAUGUAACCGUUUCCACCCUUUCUUGUCAGAUCUCUCUGGUCAGAAUGCCGUAUGCCUGCAAGCUGCUCUUCCAGGAGCUCAUGUCCAUGAGCAUCGCCCCUCGCAUGAUGACCAGUUAGGAGCACUACCAAACCCCUGUCGAGUCAACAGGAAUUGAAUAGUGUUGUAGGAAUGUCGAGGACAUCGCUUAUCUCAGUGGGAGAAAUGGAGCAUGACGAGACAAAAACUAAACGCAACAGUCAACUUAUUUUGGCUCCCACGAUUUGUCUGGCAACAUUUUUUUUGUUGUGAUAUCGCUGUUUUGGAACGGAAGGAACAUCGUCUGUGUUGUUUUUGUCAAACUAGAAUAAAUAAAGGUUGGUUUUUAA